AUGCCCUUUUGCAGCCACUCCGUCCUCACGCCGAGCCCCCAAACACACGCAUGCGGAAACCGCCCCCACCGAGGGAGGCGGUCCUGCGCCAAGUGCCGAGAUCAUUGCACAUGUCCGCCACGCGACCCGACAGAGGGCCGAGACGCGGCAACCCACACCAAAAACCUCUCUCAACCGGGCGAUGCUAACGCACUAAGGGCGUCCACACCCCAGUCGUGUUCGUGCCCGUCGGAGCCCUCGGACCCAUGGAGCGAGUGUUGCAGCCACUGCUCAUUACAGCUUUCAGCGGGUAGAGAGCGGCGUGACGCCACCACAUUCUACAGACAGAAAGAGCAUCUACCACCGGUCGUAACACUUGUGCGCAGUGCACGGGAAGGUGACCACCGCUUUUGCUCCACCUUCAAGCAUACUUCACCUACCCACAAACGAACUGAAUUGUGCGUUACCCUCGAUGAGUGGUGGUCUACUAACGACUCGCUCUUUUGCAGCUACGGCCGGAUAGACCGACCACCGAAAGGAGUGGGGUUUUCAGAAAUGAGGCACUAGUACUUGGACGGAGGCGAGUCUACACUACAAUAACCCACAUCUCAGAUGUUAUGGAUAAGCCAUGGACUAUGCAGCGGGGAGUCGACCGACUUGCGGUCGCCGCUGAACAGCGUUGCAUUGUUGGCGAGAUUCUCUCCUUUAUCAGCAUGGGCGUGCUCCGUCCGGCCUGUUCAGGACCCUGCGGGAGAGGUCACUUAGUGAUUGACUGCCCCAUCCCAUCGUACCAAGAGUACCCGCCGGUACACGGCUUGGUAGAGGUCGAAUGGAGCCCGAGCAUGUGGUGGGUAGACACCGUGCACAGCCUGGGCUCGCCUCAAGGAUCGGUCUGCGUCACUUCCUCAUUACUCAUCCCGGCCUGCCACGGACACGUUUCACCCGGUAGAGUUUGUCCGCAGCCGACAGUAGGGGAUUAUUGUUGGCAUGGCGACGACAUAGUGGAGGGGGUCGACCCGUGGGACACCACACGAGUGGGUACUGACCCACGGAGUAAAAGGGCAAUACAUGCCCGAAUCAUGGACCUUCUUGACCUCACAUCCCCUCACGUCGUUGUUGACACUCACCACAUGACUUCAGUCACUGGGGGACGUAACCACCUGUUGAGAGUGCCCAACAAAGGCACAUGAAGCAGCAUUUUAUUCAUAUUCGACAACAGAAUAAAAAUUUCUGGAUGAGCUCAAUUUUGGGGUUCAGCAAGGCGUGUA
Chondrus crispus (carragheen) is the source of this 1247-nucleotide messenger RNA. RefSeq lists its product as hypothetical. Bases 1 to 546 code for a protein of 181 amino acids. The record is from RefSeq and is a predicted model, not a curated record. The transcript is spliced from 2 exons. Lineage: Eukaryota; Rhodophyta; Florideophyceae; Gigartinales; Gigartinaceae.